Molecule: messenger RNA, 1932 nt
Organism: Plasmodium relictum
Lineage: Eukaryota; Apicomplexa; Aconoidasida; Haemosporida; Plasmodiidae
Product: conserved Plasmodium protein, unknown function
Exons: 1
Coding region: 1-1932 (643 amino acids)
Source: RefSeq, a predicted model, not a curated record
AUGAAAAUGGAUAUAUGCUAUUUUUUCUAUAGCAUAUAUAUCAUAAUUAUGGUAAUUUUUAAGGAUGAAUAUGUUUUAAUGAAAAGUAAUUUAAAAGAAAACAAUUUUUUUAUAACUAAAUUUUAUAAUAAUAAAUUAUCAAAAAUAUUUCAAAAAGAAGAUUAUCAUUUUUUCCGUUUAAUAUUUUUAAAGUUUCUUAUCAAAGUAAAAUUUUUAAAUAAAUAUAACACAUUAGAUGAUAUAGUUAAAACAUUAGAGAAAAUAAAAUUUGGUGUUAAUCAAAAAAGUGACAAUAUAUAUAUGACAUUAUACGAUGAACUAAAAGAUAUAUCACUCAAACAAUAUAAAGACUUGCAUGAAAAAAAUCAAAUAGAUAUAGAAAUAGAAAAGCUUACAUUAAAUAGCAUCCAUAAAAAAACAUUAUUGUCUCUAGUCCCUUUUUCAGAGAAACAAAUUUUUAAUUCUAAUGAUAGUUAUAAAAAAACUCAUUUAAUUUUAGAUAUAUUAUAUGUAUCAAUAAUAACAAGUUAUCAAGUUCUAGAUGAAGCAACAAAGAGAGAUAUGUUAAUGUUAAUGUAUCAAAAUACAAUAAAUCAAUGGAUGAGUUUAAACUUUUUAAGAAAAAUAAUGAAAUAUAAAUUAUCCUUAAAUAAAGAUAAAAUAUUAUUAUAUAUAUCAUUAAAAAGAAAAAAUGGCAUAGAGACAACAACUGAAGAAGAAAUAAAGAAUAUUGAGACAGCAUUUAAAAAUAUAUUAAAUGAUUUUAUAUAUAAAUUAUAUCCUAAAUAUAUAGGUAAUGGAGACUCUGCUUUUAUAAUUAAUGAUCUUACUAAAGUAUAUAUCCCAGAAUUAAAAGUUAUAGGUUAUCAAACAAAAAAAGAAUAUAAAUUAUAUCACUUUGAAAAUAACAAAAAAUAUUUUUUUUCUAAUUACUUCAAAAUAGAUGAAAAUAAAAAUAAAAUGAUUAUUCAAAUUUUAUUAUCUCAUUCAUAUGAAAGUGAAGAAAAAAUACAAGAUAAGUAUGAUAUUUAUUUUACUAUAGAGUAUAUUUACAAUAUUUUAAUUAAUUAUUUUCAUUAUAAUGAUAAUUUUUUAUCAUAUGAAGAUCUCUCUUUUUAUUCAUCCAAAUAUAUAUUUGGGGACCAAAAAAAUAAUAAAUCUGAGGAGGAAGAAAAAAAAUAUGAAGAUUUAUCGUUGCACAUGUUUUUAAAAAUUAAUAAGAAGAUAAAAUUUACAUAUAGUUCAGUUCAAAAAGCUCUUUUAAAAAAUACGAAGCAUAUUAGUUAUUUAUAUAAUAUUCAUUUUUAUGGAGCUUGUGUAAAAUAUAAACAUACAGAUAUGAUUAAACUUAUUGGACAAUUUGGUGAAGGUAUUGAUAAUAAUUUAAUUAAUAAUGUAAUUAUUAAAAUGAAACCAAAUGAAAUAAUUGCACAUGUAAAAAUAUAUUCAAAAAAAAAAGAAAAAAAUGAUUUACAUUAUGUAUCUACAAAAGAAAUAAAAAACCAAUUAAAUAAUUCCAAUUAUUUUUAUGUCAUAUAUUAUUUGGUAGACAGUACAAGGGAAAUCCCUAAACCGGUAAACUGCAAAGCUUGCAGAUAUCAAAAAUAUCAUUAUAUAACACUUUUAAUUGCUGCAGUUGUUCCUUCUUUAAUUAUUUUUAUAUUAUUUUAUAUUAUUUAUUACUUUAAAAUAACAAAAAACAAAAAUUCUAAAAAUACUUGUUUAAAAAAUUUUUCUCGAACGUAUCCUAGACUAUUUUAUGUUAAAACAUCUUCAAAUCAUUAUAUAAGAUUAAACAGAAAAUACAGAAAGAAAUUGAGUUCUAAGCAUGCAAGAUCAGUUUUGAAAAAUGGAUUUAAAAAUAAUUAUAAAACCUAUUACAGUAAAAAAUUUUCUAAAAGCUUAUCUAGUAAGAACAGUAUUAUCUCUUAA